AUGUUUGUGCUCUUGACUUACAAGGUUAUGGCUUCACCUGAUCACAUCCCUGAUAUUCAGCCAUUGGUUUUGGAUUGCAUUAGUUUUUUCAAUUCUGCUCGAGCUGAUCAUCCAAAUCUUCCACCGUUCCUUUAUGGUGAAUCGCUAGGCGCUGCACUUGCAGUACUUGUAUGCCUUAAGCAAAGGACUGCAUGGAAAGGUUUGGUACUGAGUGGAGCAAUGUGUGAAAUUUCAAAGAAGUUCAGACUUGUGUGGCCAAUCGAGAAGCUACUCCCGACUGCUGCUUUCAUUGCACCGUCUUGGAGGAUUGUGAUCACCCAACCUCCAGCAAGUAGGUCGUACAAGAAGGAAUGGAAGAGAAAGCUGAUAGAGAGAAGCCCGAAUUGCCAGACGUGUGGGAAGCCAACAGCAGCCUCUGCAUUACAGCUUCUGAGAGUUCGUGAAUAUUUAAAGAGGAAUUGCCAUGAACUGGAAGUACCUAUGCUAAUUGUGCAUGGUGGUGAGGGCAUGAUAUGUGUCCCUGAGGGCGCAAAAUUUCUGUAUGAAUCGUCGACUAGCGAGGAUAAGACACUGAAGAUUUUCACAGGCAUGUGGCACCAGUUGAUUGGGGAACCAAAUGAAAGCGCAGAGUAUUCAACAAUAUAUUGUCAUGGAUAG
Molecule: messenger RNA, 657 nt
Organism: Fraxinus pennsylvanica
Lineage: Eukaryota; Viridiplantae; Streptophyta; Magnoliopsida; Lamiales; Oleaceae
Source: the annotation of a GenBank genome assembly